This is a messenger RNA of Triplophysa dalaica, 4523 nucleotides long. Its product is annotated as serine/threonine-protein kinase/endoribonuclease IRE1-like. Gene Ontology annotation, cellular component: IRE1-TRAF2-ASK1 complex. The coding region runs from base 428 to 3151 and encodes 907 amino acids. Gene Ontology annotation, molecular function: protein serine/threonine kinase activity; RNA endonuclease activity; ATP binding. Gene Ontology annotation, biological process: IRE1-mediated unfolded protein response; mRNA processing; protein phosphorylation. The record is from RefSeq and is a predicted model, not a curated record. NCBI's taxonomy places the organism in Eukaryota, Metazoa, Chordata, Actinopteri, Cypriniformes, Nemacheilidae. The transcript is spliced from 23 exons.
CACUUUUCAGGAUCUGAGUGUGUUUAUAUGUAUAUAUGAUGGCGUGGGGAGUGUGCAGCAGGGCGCUCGUUUGGAUUAUAACUGCGAUCUUGUGCUGGUGUCACAGCAUUCUGAUGCUGUGCAUGCAGAGGACCAAUAACUGAAAAAGUUGGUGUGCACUCUUCAGACAUGGCUAGUGUGGGAGCUCUCAUGGGAUUCAGCGCUUUCACUACAUCUUCUGCAGUAGUUAUGUCAGCCUCCGACAAAGUGAAGAUAUCUUUCUCCCUUCUACGACCUUCAGGGUUUUUGCAGCAGCAGCACCGUGUCAGUCCCAGAGAGUCUUCUGUUUGUGUCCACACUGGAUGGGAAUCUCCACGCAGUCAGCAGGAGAUCUGGAUCCAUCAAAUGGACCCUGAAAGAAGAUCCUGUUCUACAAGUCCCGACGCACAUGUCUGAGCCUGCUUUUCUCCCGGACCCCAAUGAUGGCAGUCUGUACUCUCUUGGAGGGAAAAAUAACGAGGGACUAACGAAACUACCGUUUACCAUACCAGAGCUGGUGCAGGCAUCUCCAUGUCGCAGUUCUGAUGGCAUCUUAUACAUGGGUAAGAAACAAGACAUCUGGUAUGUGGUUGAUCUGCUGACUGGAGAGAAGCAGCAAACGCUGACCUCAUCCUAUGCGGAGAUGUUCUGUCCAUCAUCCUCUCUGCUCUACCUUGGCCGUACAGAGUACACAAUCACCAUGUUCGACACAAAGAGCAGAGAGCUGCGCUGGAACGCCACCUAUUCGGAUUAUGCCUUCACUCUGCCUGACGACGACACCAAAUACAAUAUGGCUCACUUUGUGUCCAAUGGUGACGGUCUUGUGGUGACGGUAGACGGCGAAUCCGGCGAUGUGCAGUGGGUACAGAACUACAACUCUCCCGUGGUGGCCAUCUACAUCUGGCAGCGAGAGGGACUGCGCAAGGUCCCGCACACCAACGUUGCUGUGGAAACACUGCGUUACCUGACCUUCAUGUCAGGAGAGGGGGGACGCAUCACGCAGUGGAAAUAUCCAUUUCUUCGGGAGAAGAAGACUAAAGAUAAGCUAAUGUCCACGCUGUAUGUAGGCAAACACUCUACUGGCUUGUACGCAUCUCCCUCACUGGUACAUGACGGUGUUACUGUUGUGCCCCGCGGAAGAACGUUUCCUUUGCUUGAGGGCCCUAGUAUCCAGGAGUCAAGUCUGGAAGAGGACCAGGAGUGUGUGAUCACACCCAGCACAACAGUGAAAUUUAACACUGCAGUGAAAGAGAGAAACCGCAUCAACUUCAUGAGGAAUUCUCUGCUGCUGAUAGGUCACCACGAAACACCACCUGAUGCUCACAACAAAAUCUUGGAGAAAUUUCCAGGGAGUAUCCCCCGUCAACACGGCAACGUCAUUCCCCCCGCCACAGACAAAACCAUUGAAGAGAGGGUGAAUGAAAGUGGAAUGGAGGACAGCAGUCCAGUACCUCCACCCAUCUCUUCCCUGGAGGAGAAACCUGGACGCCAACCACGUGUGGAGACUCCGGUGGACUCCAUGUUGAAAGACAUGGCUACCAUUAUCUUCUGCACCUUCCUGCUGGCUGGAUGGGUGGCCUUCAUCAUCAUCUACCCAAAGAGUGUUAACAAGCAGCAGCAGCUUCAGCACCAGCAGUUCCAGCAGCAGAUGGAGGAGAAGCUUCACCUCCUACAGCGACAACAUCUCAUCUUUCAGCCGCCUGACUCUGACUUCCUAGAGACAGCCCACAUCCGCUCAGAGGGCUCUUCCCACAGCAGCCCUAACAUCACCCCACGGGCGUCCAACCACUCUAACCUGUCCCAGUCUGAGACAGCACAUUCAGCCAAUGAGCAUGAGGAAGCAGAAGAGGAGUGCAACACUGUCAGUAUUGUGAACAUCACGUUUAAUCCCAAAGAUGUUCUUGGACAUGGUGCUGAGGGAACUAUUGUGUACAGGGGUCAGUUUGACAACCGUCCAGUGGCUGUAAAGAGAAUUCUCCCAGAAUGCUUCAGCUUUGCAGAUCGAGAGGUUCAGCUGCUGCGGGAGUCAGACGAGCAUCCCAAUGUGAUUCGAUACUUCUGCACGGAGAGAGACAGGCAGUUUCAGUAUAUCGCUAUAGAGCUCUGCAGCGCCACACUUCAAGAGUAUGUUGAGCGAAAGGAUUUUAACCGCUACGGUUUGGAGCCUGUGACACUGCUGGAGCAGACAAUGUCUGGACUGGCCCAUUUACAUUCCCUUAAUAUAGUUCACAGAGAUCUAAAGCCACACAACAUUUUGGUAUCAAUGCCAAACUCACAUGGCCGAGUAAAGGCCAUGAUCUCGGACUUCGGCCUGUGUAAGAAGCUAGCAGUGGGUAGACACAGUUUCAGCCGGAGGUCAGGGGUCCCUGGCACUGAGGGCUGGAUUGCCCCUGAAGUGCUCAUUGAAGAUGCUAAGCAAAACCCCACAUGCAUGGUAGACAUCUUCUCUGCAGGCUGUGUGUUUUACUAUGUGGUAUCUGAGGGACAUCACCCCUUUGGAAAGUCCUUGCAGCGGCAAGCAAGCAUUCUGUUAGGAGCAUACUCUCUGGAUCACUUACAGCACAACACACAUGAGGACAUUGUGGCCCGAAACCUGAUCGAAAAAAUGUUGAGUAUGGACCCAGAGAAGAGGCCAUCAGCCGAGAGAGUAAUGAAACAUCCCUUCUUCUGGGGUCUGGAAAAACAGCUGCAGUUCUUCCAGGACGUGAGUGAUAGAAUUGAGAAGGAGCCGUUAGAUGGAUCAAUUGUGAGGCAGCUGGAGAGGGGAGGGCGGGUAGUGGUGAAAGGUGAUUGGAGGGAUCAUAUUACUGUGCCCUUACAGACUGAUCUACGCAAAUUUCGGUCAUAUAAAGGUGGAUCAGUCAGAGAUCUUCUGCGUGCUAUGAGAAAUAAGAAGCAUCAUUACCGGGAGUUACCCCAGGAGGUCCAGCAGACGCUUGGAUCUAUUCCAGAUAACUUUGUUUCCUAUUUCACCUCCCGCUUCCCUCUUCUUCUGCAGCACACACAUCUGGCCAUGAGCUCAUGUGCUGUCGAAAGACCUUUUUUGCCCUACUAUCAUACCUCUGAGCUGCUUAUACCCAGCACACCAACAAGUGUGCCACAGACUCUGCCCACCACUGCAAGCAUUGCCUAACACACUCUCUGAAGUGACAGUCUCGACUGAGCUCACCACAGAAUAAAUACAGCCCGUCCCAGCAAUUUCUACUGAUGGACAUGUAUAAAAUGACACAUUCCUGGGAUAAUUUGGCUCUUGUGUGAAUAUGAUCCAGGCCUGCAGGGUCCAGACUUCAUCACCGUAAAAGCAUCACAAGUGCCUUUUAGUGCUAAUUUUACACAACAGCUGCUUUCCGGUUGACCGAUAGUCUGAGUCUCUUGAUGCAGAUGAUGUGGAAGAAAAUGGAAUCCGCAAUGUGCUUACAAAAUGCUGAUUUAAAAAGACUUUUGUGAAGUACAUAUCCUGUGAUGCACACAUUUAGAAGACAGUACAUAUUUAUGUUGAACACUUGAAGGGAACAAGAAUUUCUACUGUGCAGUUUGACGCUCCACACUUCAGUUACAGACUUGCAAAAACAAUUAAUGUUUUCUGCAUGCUCAUUAUGCGUUGGAAUUUUGUGAAAGCUCUAACAUAUUUGACUUGUCCCUUGUGAUGUCCUGAUAAACUUAAAUAACAGCGUUCUUCAAAAGAUAUUGUUGAUAUUUAUAAAUUUUUAGCAUAAAAAGCAAACCAGGUCCAAUCGACAUUUUUUUUUUAAGUUCAAUAUUUUGCAAGAUCGUAUAAUGAUGAAUGAAUGUAGUCACAAAUUGUAAUCAAAACCCAGACUAAAAAGUAAAUUCUGGAUUUUACAUCAUGUUGAAAUUACUGUAGUGUUUUUUGUGAAUAUUUUUUUAAAUAAUUGAAGUGGCCAUUGUGCCUUUAAUGACACUCUGUCGUGUGUCUUGAAUCUAAAAUGAGGCUGUUGUUUGUGGUUUUGCCUCUUGCUAUUGCUGCUGAAUAUGUCUGAAUCAACUGUAUGACAUUACUUAUACUAUAAGUCUUAUAGUAUGCUCUCUAAAAGCUCUGGGUAUACUUUCAUGAUUACAACUUUUUUUCUUGCAUUAUGCUUAUAACCUCAGUUCUUCACUUUAUAUAUUAUGGCCAACUUUAUUUUCAGCAAUACUUAAUAGAAUUCAAUUCUAUCGGUACUGGAUAACGAUAUUGUUUCAUUUCGGGUUAUUUUACUGAAUGUCUUAUUUCAAGGAUGUUUGUAAAUACUGAAACCAUUUUUGUUUGUAAUGUCUCAAACUCGAAACAGUUGUUGGGAAACACACCAGUGCAGUUUGUUUCACUGUACAUAGCAUUUUACAUAAAAAACAUUCGGUUGAAUUUACAUAUUCCCCACAGAGCUUUUAUAAUAUUGUUUUUAUAACCUUGUGUAUAUAUUUUAGUACUUUAAAGAAACAUGCACUAAGAUACAAUAAUGCCUUUUUACAUGUAGUGUAAUAAAAGCUGCUAUUGUGCAAUGCCA